AUGGAGCUCCGCGCAGAUCUAUGUCUAAAUGCACCCAAGUCCCCACCCAUCUUGAUGAAUAAUAUUAUGAAAGAAUCGUCAGCAAAUGGUUUGUUGAAGUUGUUCACCAUGCUCGACACGGACGGAAAUGAUUGUAUCAGCCGGAUCGAGCUGAAACGAGAACUGACCCGGUUCGGAUUCUCAGAAAAACAAAUCAAGGAUUUCUCGAAAAAGUUGGACCUGAAUGGGGACGAGGAAAUCACCUUGGAUGAGUAUAGAAUCGCUUUGGGAAUCCCGUUUGACGUGACUUCACGAAUGCAACCAGUUACAGCACGAUCAAAGGAAUAUGCCAAACUGAUGAAUUUGUUCGCGAAAGCGGAUGUCAAUAAGAACGGAGUACUGACCAAAGAAGAACUGUUUCGUGUUCUUCAACACUCGCAUUAUAGCCCCGCGGAAUUACAGGUGAAAUGUCUAGACCUGAACGAAGAUGGUGUGGUUACGUUGGGCGAAUACAAAGUUGCGCUGGGCAUCGCAUACGAGACACUUGAACAAUGGGAAAAACUGUUCACCGAACUGGACCGGGACAAUUCGGGUGAUUUGAAUGUGGACGAAUUGAAACUGAUGUUCCAACAAGCCGGAAUGCCUGUUGCACGCGAGGCAAUCGAGGAAUGGUUGGCGGAUUACGACCGAAAUGGAGAUAAAAAAUUGAAUCGUGCCGAAUUCAUGACCUUUGUAGCCAGCCAAGCAGAAAAACCACUCCCCUGA
Echinostoma caproni is the source of this 744-nucleotide messenger RNA. NCBI's taxonomy places the organism in Eukaryota, Metazoa, Platyhelminthes, Trematoda, Plagiorchiida, Echinostomatidae. The record is from the annotation of a GenBank genome assembly.